AUGAACGAUAAUUUGAGGAUAAAUCAGCUUUUUGUUGUUCAAGACCGUUGGGUAGCGAUCACAGGAGCAGCAAGUGGCAUCGGUCAUAUGAUCGCACGGGGUUGUACAAUCAACGGCGCCAAUACCAUCCUCAUAGAUGUCAACGAAGAUGCAUUGGAAAAGGUGAAGGCCGAGCUUCAAGGACUUGCCUCGACUUUGGGUUGGAAUUCGCUAAAAAUUGAACUAGGUCACGGAGAUCUUUCAAGUGAAGAAGGAGUCAAGAAAGUAGUUGACACCAUCAAAACCUCACAUGAGUCCCUCGAUUGUUUGAUUCAUUGCGCUGGAAUACGGUUUAUGAACGAUAUUACCUAUACUCCAGGUGAUGGUCUCAGUAAACUCGAAGCUGCCACGCUUUCUGCGCCAUAUCAAGGCUGGGAGAAAGUCUUCCGUGUCAAUGUCCUAGCCCCAUACUACUUGACAGCUGGUUUGGUAACUCUUCUCGGAGCAGCAGCUGCCCAAGGCGAUGGGAAGGGUAGUGUGAUCAUGUUUAGCAGUCCAGCCAGUGUUCACAACCAUCAAUUCGUUCCUAUUUAUCAGACGUCCAAGGCCGCAGUAGAUCACCUGGUGAGAAUUAUGGCCGCAGAGUUUGCGGAUUUCUACAUUCGUGUUAAUGCUAUCUCACCGGGAAUCGUUCCAUCCGGAAUGACGCCGGAUGACGGUACUUCCAAUCUUCGCCUUGCGGCGAAAGCUCCUGCUGGACGAGCUGGUAAUGAAGAGGAUAUGGUCGGAACCGCACUGUGGUUGAUGAGUAAAGCUGGUUCUUUUAUGGAUGAAAAGGUUAUUCGCGCGGAGGGUGGUCGAUUACUUAUUCUCAAAGGUGUUACAUCUAAUUCCGACUAA
Messenger RNA from Talaromyces marneffei, 879 nucleotides. RefSeq lists its product as uncharacterized. The transcript has 4 exons. Lineage: Eukaryota; Fungi; Ascomycota; Eurotiomycetes; Eurotiales; Trichocomaceae. Bases 1 to 879 code for a protein of 292 amino acids. The record is from RefSeq and is a predicted model, not a curated record.